GCGCUGCGGCCAAUGCACCACGUUGAUCCAAAGCCAGGAGCCAGGUGCUUCUCCUGGUGUCCCAUGUGGGUACAGAGCCCAAGCACUUGGGCCAUCCUCCACUGCCUUCCUGGGCCACAGCACAGAGCUGGACUGGAAGAGGAGCAACCGGGACAGAAUCUGGCUCCCCGACCGAGACUAGAACCCGGUGUGUCAGUGCCGCAGAUGAAGAAUUAGCCUACUGAGCUGCGGCACUGGCCAUAAAAUAAAUUUUUAAAAAAAUUUUUAUUUACUUGAAAGAGGUCUCCCACCCAGUGGUUCACUCCCCAGAUGGCUGCAGUGGCUGGAGCUGGGCCAGGAUGAAGCCAGGAGCCUGAGAUGCCAUCCAGGUCUCCCAUGUGGGCAGCAGGGGCCCUGGCACUUGUCUUCGGGGGCAGUGGAGCAGCUGGGAUUUGAACUGGGGCUCAUGUAGGAUGCUGGCUUUGCAGGCAGUGGCCUAUCCCGCUGUAGCACAAGACACCCCCAAGUAGUGUCUUAAUGACUGUGCUAAAUGCCUGCGCCUCCCGGCUCCGUGUCUUGUUUGAUGCGCCUCAUCCUGGCCAUGGGCUUCCCUGGAGGUUAGAGGGGAUUGAGUGUUGUCCACGUGCGUCAUGCAGGAAGGCCAGUCACCUUCUGUGUUUGCUCACUGCCCAAGGAGCAGGUGCUGCGGCCUGUUCCUCCCCAGGUCCCUGGCAGACAGGAAGCUGGGCAGAGUUCCGUCAGGGCCGGUCCUCUCCCCUGCCUGUGCUGCCCCUGACCAGUGACUCUCUUCUCCCUUUGUGGCCAUGGUUGCUGAGCACCUGCUCUGGCCUGAUGCCGGUUAUGCACCGAGAAUAACAGGCAUCUAUGCCGCUUCCUGGCUAGUAGUGCACACAGGGUUCUGCGAAUCACAGGACUGAAGGCCGAGCAUGGGCAAGAGCUGCAAGGUGGUCGUGUGCGGGCAGGCGUCUGUGGGCAAGACCUCCAUCCUGGAGCAGCUGCUGUAUGGGAACCACGUGGUGGGCUCUGAGAUGAUCGAGACGCAGGAAGACAUCUAUGUGGGUUCCAUUGAGACGGACCGGGGCGUGCGGGAGCAGGUGCGCUUCUACGACACGCGGGGGCUCCGAGACGGGGCCGAGCUGCCCCGGCACUGCUUCUCCUGCACGGACGGCUACGUCCUGGUCUACAGCACGGACAGCCGCGAGUCCUUCCAGCGGGUGGAGCUGCUCAAGAAGGAGAUCGACAAGUCCAAGGACAAGAAGGAGGUCACCAUCGUGGUCCUGGGCAACAAGUGUGACCUCCAGGAGCAGCGGCGCGUGGACCCAGACGUGGCUCAGCACUGGGCCAAGUCGGAGAAGGUCAAGCUGUGGGAGGUGUCUGUGGCCGACCGCCGCUCCCUCCUCGAGCCCUUCGUCUACUUGGCCAGCAAGAUGACCCAGCCCCAGAGCAAGUCUGCCUUCCCCCUCAGCCGCAAGAACAAGGGCAGCGGCUCCUUGGACGGCUGAAGAGCUGCCCCCCCACCCCCACCCCAUCCAGCUCCUGGGACUCGCAGCGUGGGGUGGGCAGCAAGCCGGCCUUGCCGGUCAGCAGGGGGCGCUCUGCCCUCGGCCAGGCAGCGGCGUCACUGCCUCUGGUCUUGGUUAGUGCCCCUCCCCCUCUGCACUUCCCCUCGUGGCCGUCACCAUGUGGGCUCUUCUGUCCUGGGGGCAGUUGUGGGUCAGUGUCCUCCCGUCUGCCCCGGACAGGAAGCAAAGCUGCCGUGAACAAGGGCCCCGUGCAGGCUCUGGUUCCUACUACGCUGCCGAGCGUCCUGCCUGUGAUCCACGCACUUAGAUGCUGGCUGGGUGCUGCGUGUGUGUGUGCAUGUGCGCGCGUGUGCGUGUGUGCAUGUGUGUGCAUGCGCACGUGUGUGCUGGAGUUAGGGGUGUCUCCACAUCCCUCACCCUGACCUUUCCCCUGGCCUUUCUUUGCCUGGAAGAAGCCAAGGGCGAUUCUCUGUCCGAACUCCCCACCCCAGUGUUUCACUUCCCCUUCCUGCUCAGGCAACAGAUGGGCCUCACUGGGUGGAGUGGAGUGGAGUGACCGCUGGGCUGAGUCACGAGCUGCCCUGUGGCCCAGCAAGGCCCGUCCCCUCUCUGGGCCUGUUGUCCCAGCGGAAGGUGACGGGAGUUGCCCGUCUCCUCACUCCUCUUCUAAAGCCGGGGCCUCUGGCCUCCUGGGACUGCUCCCCUUGCUUCCUCCUGAAGGUGCUAAGCCUGCCAGCCCUGGAGGCUGGGGCCCAUCACUCCCUCCGGCCACCAGGGGGCAGGAGUGUACUCCGCUGCCAGAGAGGCCGCCUCUCCCCCACCGGGCUGGCCUCGUCCCCUCCCUGGGGUGGUUUUCAGCCAAGAGCGAACUUCUAUUUAAGUUACCUGUAUUUAUAUGCCUGCGGCCGUGCUGAAGGCUGGAGAAGGUGCUCCUCUUGCCCGCCUUACCUCACACCCCUGAACAGGACAGGGCCAACCAGCAGCCGCUUCUCUGGAGUGGCCGGGCUCGGAUGGUGUCACACACGCCACCAAGUGGGCCGUGACCCCUCAGCUCCGUGCUUCUACCGUGCACACCUGCCCACCCGGGAGACGUUGCAGCCCAGCAGCCUCCAGGCCGGAGGAGGUGAGCAGGAACAGGUGCCGGCGCAGGGCGAGGAGGGGCGGGGCGUCCACAGGCUGGGCUUACAGUUCGUUUAUUGAUGCACUGGACACAAUAAAACCACAACUGCUGUUAUCAAAAAGGGUUCCUCCCUCCCCUCUUUCUCCUCCCAUUGGAAAUGUCCUUGCACAAAAGACGCGGGCGGACACUGUGUGGGCUGAGAGGGCAGGGUUUGGGCCUAGAGCCUAGGACACUGACAGCCUAGGAGUGCUCUCGGGAGCGUGCGUCAGGCUGAACCCCAACACUACGUGACUGGGCUGGCUGGGAGCAGGGAAGCUGGGUCGAGUGCUGGGGACGUUUGAGGUGUGAGCUGUAGGGGCACACGCUUGCUCUGGGGGUCUGGUGUUAGCAGGGUCCUUAGCCUGAGGGACUGGAGAGGACUUGGAAGACUGCAGAGGGGGAGCUUCUGAGGGAUGGACCACUUCCUCCAUUAAAACUGGACCCAGGGGGCUGUGGUUGAGGUACAGUGGGUUAAGUUAAGCUUGACCCGCCGCCUGCCACCCUGGCCUCCUACAUGGGCAACGGUUCAAGUCUGCUGCUCCACUUCUGAUCCAGCUCCCUGUUAAUGCCCCUGGAAAAGCAACAGAAGGUGGCCCAAGUCCUUGAGCCCCUGCCAUCUAUGUGAGAGAUCCAGAUGAAGUGCUGGGCUCCUGGUGCAGCCCUGGCCUUUGUGGCCAUUUGGGGAGUGAACCAGUGGUUGGAAGGUCUCUGUCUCUUUCUCU
This is a messenger RNA of Lepus europaeus (European hare), 3404 nucleotides long. RefSeq names its product NFKB inhibitor interacting Ras like 2 (gene NKIRAS2). Gene Ontology annotation, molecular function: GTPase activity; GTP binding. Lineage: Eukaryota; Metazoa; Chordata; Mammalia; Lagomorpha; Leporidae. The record is from RefSeq and is a predicted model, not a curated record. Gene Ontology annotation, biological process: canonical NF-kappaB signal transduction. Bases 927 to 1502 code for a protein of 191 amino acids. The transcript has 4 exons.